Molecule: messenger RNA, 4131 nt
Organism: Papilio xuthus (Asian swallowtail)
Lineage: Eukaryota; Metazoa; Arthropoda; Insecta; Lepidoptera; Papilionidae
Gene: G9a
Product: histone-lysine N-methyltransferase G9a
Exons: 18
Coding region: 210-3896 (1228 amino acids)
Cellular component (GO): nucleus
Molecular function (GO): histone methyltransferase activity; protein-lysine N-methyltransferase activity; p53 binding
Source: RefSeq, a predicted model, not a curated record
AAUUAAAAAGCAAAAUUUUUUCUAAAAUGUAAAUCUAUCAUAAAUUCAUAUUUGUAUAAUAAUUCAGGAAAACGAAAAAGACAAAGUGAUAUUAGUUCAUACAAUAUAUGAACCAAAUUGAAAAAUAUUAUAAAGGAUGUUUUGUUUUGCUUGAGUUUUCGAAUCGGCAUUGUUUACCUUGACCUAUAAACAAAAGUUGACCCUGCAAUAUGCACUCGGACCACGACGAAUCAGUAACCCCCAAGAAGAAACACGAUAAAGCUGACACAUCUCCAGAUGUUUCAGUUAGAAUCGAAAAUUCAGAUCCUGGAAGUGAUAAAAAAGCUGAAAGUAAAGACGCCAAGCCACGUAUUGUGUUGACGUUCCGUUCUGAAAAGUCUGGAGCGAAAAAUAGCAACAUGAAAAUCGUUUCUACAGAAGAGAAACACGAAGAAGUUUCACCAAGGCGAUCAAAUAGAAAUCGUUGCACAAAAUGGGAAUCUGACGAGGACAAUGAAACUUUAAGUAGUGCUAAGAAAAGCCUGAACGUUAGUCAGUCAGUGUCAGAAAAUGAUGAAACUUCAGAUAGUUCACUAGCUACACCUAAGCGGUCAACAAGGCGUCGUAGCAAAGAGUUUUCGGAAAAUGUACUAGCUAAUGCUAUAGCCAGAAAAGAAAAGUCCUAUAACGAAACGCUUUCAGGUCCAACACAAAGAUUGUCAAGGAGAAUUAAACCUACUGCUAAGAUAUUAGCUAAUGAAGAGCUAAGAAUGGGCCUUGAGUCACAAAACAAUGCACGACUUGGUUUACAACCAGAGAAGACUGCAGAAGAGGGUGUCAGAACUAGGAGGUCUGCUCAUUCAAAGAAUUAUGAUGCAGAGAGUGCAGUGGUUGAUAAGAAGGCAGUAAAGCGUCAUAAGCCUUCUGAAGAUAUAAAACAAGACAAGUCAGAGGAAGGGGAGAAUUCAUCAGAUUCAAAAGUUAAACAUUUGUGUAAACUUGGCUUAAAGGCCAUCAAUACUACCCCCAAUGAACACCAACCCCAAGAAUCAAGCAACAGACGCAGAGAAGAUGAAGAAAAUGAAGCUGAAGCCAUUGAAGAAGAUGAAGAAAUUGAUGAUGAAUCAGAGGUGAUCAGUAAAUUACUGGAGGCUGAUGAAGAUAGCAGUGAUGAAGAUUUCUUAUAUCCAGCUGGUGGCAAUCCAACAGAACGACCCAGGCGCUCCACUAGACUGUGUUCGUCAUAUGGCAACGAGAGUGAUCAGUCGUCAAUGUCUAUGGGAGAUGAUGAGAAUAAGGCACCACCGCGUCGGUCGUCUAGACUCAGAUAUAGUUGCAGUGAUUUUUAUGAUCGUGAUGCAGCGGGUCCAGAGGACGGUGAAGAAGCAGCGUACCCUCCAGAAGAGUAUCCAAUAGUUGCAUCCUGCAACUGUGAGGCUUCCAGCAAUAUGUAUGCUGCCCCUGAUGAACUUACUGAGCCGGUGUUCUGCCAGGCGAUCGACAGUGUGGACGGUGUACGCGUGGGAUGCUCGCACAGUGCGGCGCGACGCGGUGGUGAGCUGCAGCCGCUGGUGCGCGCCGGUCCGCGCACGCCCUACCUGCUCGCCUGCCGCCAGCACACUGCGCAGCUCAGGAAGCACAUGUGCUGCACUGCCUGCGGUCUAUUUUGUGCUCAGGGUAUCUUCUAUCAGUGUUCCCUGGGCCAUUUGUUCCACUUGGAGUGCGGCAUCCCGGGCUGCGAGCGUGGCGAGGGCAAGGCUGGUGGGGGCGGGGCCGGGGGCGUGUCCGCGGCGGCGGGACUGGGGUGCCCGCACUGCGGCGUGCACGCUGUGCUGUGGCAACCCGCUAACAAGGACUGCGCCAGAGUCAAGAUCGACAUGCACUGCAGUGGCAAGCGGGUCUAUCUACCUGAGCAGAGGGAGCAGUCAAUACCAGCUUAUAUAGGCUUUGGCGGGAUCAAUCCAGCUCUGAUCGAGCAAGGUCCUGUCAUACCCGAAGACCUGCUGCCGUCCCCUCCUAUAGAUCUGAAGAGGCUGUGCGAGGAGACCGUCACCAUGGAAGAGGAUGAGCCCAUUGAUAAAGUGGAACUACUACAUGACGCCAUUAUAGCUGGAGAGCCUCCAGAGCAGUUAAUACCUAAAAUUGUGUCAGCAAAGGGCGAAGGUCUGGAGUGUGCGCUGGGCGUGGCGGCGCGCUGGGGGCGGGUCGCGGCCGUAUACUUGCUGCACUUUGCUGGCGCCAAGCUGGACGCACUCGACGCUGACAACCGCACGCCCCUGCACAUCGCUCUCACUGCGCUGUUAGAUAAAUCUAAACCCACCAAGAGUAAGAAUGAGACUAUUAAAAAUGACGAAAAGCCAGAAACAAUGGAAGUAGAUGAAAAGAAUGAAAGUAAAGAAGAUAAAGAAGAAGACAAAGAAAUUAAAGAAGUAGAAGAAGAAGAAAAUGAUGUAGCUGAAAGUGACGUCAACAAGCCGAGUGAUGAAGAUCUCAUGAAGGUUAUAAGAUAUUUAAUAGCUGCGGGAUGUGAUGUUAACCUUCCGGGUCCGGAUGGUAUGACGGCACUGCACGUGGCGGCCCAGCACGGCGGGCUGGCGGCGUGCCGGCUGCUGCUGGAGGAGGGGCGCGCGCUGGUGGAUGCUCGAGACCACGGCGGCUGGACUCCGCUCGUCUGGGCCGCUGAGAACAGCCAUCCUGAUGUCGUCAGCCUGCUGCUGGAGUGGGGCGCGGACGCGGCGGCACGCGACGCGGAGGGCAACGGCGUGGUGCACUGGUGCGCGCUGCACGGUGACGCGCGCUCGCUGCGUCUGCUGCUGCACGCCGCGCCGCAUGCGCACGCGCACACAAAUGCGCACGCAGACACGCCCCUACACGUCGCAGCUCGACAAGGUCACUAUGCAUGUGUCGUUAUGCUACUUGCUCGGGGCGCGAGGACGGACUUGGAGAACUCAGCGGGCGAGCUGGCGGUGGAGGUGUGCUCGGGUCAGUGUCAGACCGCCAUCUCCCUCAACAUGCAGAUGGCACUCGCCGUAUCCGAUAAGCCCGUCCGCUGCAGACUGCUAUGCAACGACAUAUCGAAGGGACGCGAGCCGUACCCUGUGCCAUGCAUCAACGAGGUGGACGAUACGGGGGCGCCUGACGACUUCACGUACGUGACUCGUCACGUCACGCCCACGCCCCUGCAUCUCGACACCGCGCUCGCCACGCUGCAGGGUUGCAGAUGUCAUGGUAGUGAGUGCGCGUCGGGCGAGUGCGCAUGCGCAGCGCUGGGCGUGCGCGCCUGGUACCGCGCCGGCCGCCUGCCGCGCGCCUUCCCUUACCACGACCCCCCCAUGCUGUUUGAAUGUAAUCAGACCUGCGCCUGCAACGCGCGUACAUGCGGUAACCGCGUGAUAUCGCGGCUGCAACAGUUAGGCUCGCUGGGCGCCCGCGUUGCCGUGGUGCGCACGGCGCGGUGCGGGUGGGCGCUACGUACGCUGCAGCCGUUGCCCGCCGGCGCGCCCACCGCGCUAUACUGCGGCGAGCUGCUGCCGCACACCGCCGCUGAUGCGCGCGCGCACGACCAAUAUAUGUUCGCGCUAGACCUCAAGCAGGAUCUCCUCGAUGAUGGCGGCGGCGGGGGUGAGAAAGGGAGCGAGGGCGCGGAGCAGCUGUGCGUGGACGCGGCGCAGUUCGGCAGCGCGGCUCGCUUCAUCAACCACAGCUGCAGGCCCAACCUGGCUCCUGUGCGCGUCUUCACAGACGUACGCGACCUGCGCCUGCCUAACGUCGCUCUUUUCGCGCUUAGAGACAUCGCCGCCGGCGAGGAGCUCACUUUCGACUAUGGAGACAAAUUUUGGUCUGUUAAGUCCAAGUUCAUGAAGUGCGAGUGCGACGCCCCGGACUGUAGAUAUCCCACAAAGUCUACUGAAGAAUAAAUAUGUACUUUGUAAUUGUCUCUUCAAAUAUCUUGGCCUCCCAAGGUCAUCAACAUGCUGUGUAAAACUGUAUUAAGAGCGGCCAAGAUAUCUAAAAAUAUUUAUAGCAGCUUUUUUUUAGUAUUUUAAGCACUAUUUUUUUCUUGCUUUGCAAAUAUUAUGUCUGUGAAAUCAGUAUUUAUUAGCUUUGUAAAUAUUUAUAUCGAUUCUCAUCACAAAUUAUAAAUUAGAGAAA